Molecule: messenger RNA, 2625 nt
Organism: Ochotona curzoniae (black-lipped pika)
Lineage: Eukaryota; Metazoa; Chordata; Mammalia; Lagomorpha; Ochotonidae
Gene: LRRC66
Product: leucine rich repeat containing 66
Exons: 4
Coding region: 1-2625 (874 amino acids)
Molecular function (GO): protein binding
Source: RefSeq, a predicted model, not a curated record
AUGAGAAGCCUCCAUUUCAGAGUCACUGUCAUAGUUCUAGGUCUUUGUUUUCCUGGGACAAUGGCAAAUCCAGCAGGGAACAGCGGCGGUCCUGUCGAUUCUGGGUGCCAAGGCAAUGAACACCUUCAGACCAAUGGUUCCUUCCCUGGAGAACACGAGGGAUUGCAAGCAACAGCCACAGUCGAUGCCAGUUUCAAUUUCUUCAGAGUUCUCUUACGUUCUCACAUGAAACAAGAAGAGUGGAAAAUCAAACACCUGGACCUCAGUAACAGUCUCAUAUCAGACAUGACCUUAAGCUCUCUCCAGUAUGCACCUGCUCUGGAAAUACUAAACCUCAGCAACAAUGCCAUCUGUUCCAUCUCAUUGGAUGCGCCCAGUCUUGCAUCCUCACAGUUGACACGCCACAGAAGCAGCUUCAGAGAUGGACUUCCAUUUCUAAAGGUGCUAAUUCUUCAACAAAAUCAGCUUAGUGACACCCCCAAGGGAUUAUGGAAAUUGAAGUCACUGCAGAGUCUGGAUCUUUCAUUCAACAGGAUAUUGCAAAUUGGGUUUUCUGAUUUCCACAACUGCCUGCAAUUGAAGAACCUCUAUUUAAAGAGCAACAAGAUAUUCAAAAUACAUCCUGAUGCCUUCAAGGACGUAAAAAACCUACAGGUCUUAGACCUCAGCAACAACGCUCUGACCGCUAUCCUUCCCAUGAUGGUCAUGGCUCUGGAACUCCCCCAGCUGAAUGCUGACUUGGCUAAUAACCUGUGGCAGUGUGAUCAGAGUGUGACCCUCUUCCAAAAUUCCCUCUCCGAAUCCUGGAGGGCAAAGUGGGGUGUGAUCUGCAACAAAUCUACAGGAACUGAGGAGGCACCUGAGGAGACGCCUCAAGGCCGGACUUCCACGGCGCUGCUCCUUCCUCCCACGGAACUCCAUCACGUGGAACACCAACAAGGGCGCCAAGCGGAGCAGCGACGAACCGGCAUGCCUCGUCCCACUCCCGGCAGGCAUGCGCACCAGAGCUCUGGCGUCAGCGAGGAGCGGAAAUGGCCGCCCAGAAGGGUUAGGGCUGCCCGGGACGUGCAGGCCUCUGACAGACAGGAGGAGAACGAGGAGCACCAGGACCUGGUCCUGGCCGUGUGCCUGUCGGUGUUCAUCACGUUUGUCGUGGCUUUCUGUCUGGGGGCCCUCACGAGGCCCUAUGUUGACAAACUGUGGCUACACGCAUGCCGGAACAGGAGCCCUGGCCCAGCCAGUACCUACACGAAUGAGGGUUUCUAUGAUGACGCAGUGGCUGCCAGGGACAUAGAGCAGCACUCCAGGACGGAGCAGCAGCAAUCGGUUCACAAUCCAAACCUCUAUGAGAACCAGGAAGAUUUCUUGGAGACACAGCCAAACACAUACCUCACCGUCCUUCCUGACAGAACCCUGGGGAGGAGCAACUGGCGGAGCUCAGAACCACAUGGGGAUAGCAACACCGGGGCCGGAAAUACAUAUGACAGGGUGCUUCUGACUGGCAGUGUCUCCCGGGACGUCAAUCAGCAAGUCACCUCAGGAGCACCACAGCCCGUCUACGCGAAUGAUUUUCCUGGGGAUUUCAACCAUGAAAGUGUGGCCCAGGAGUGUCUGCCCACGGGGCGCUCGGUGGGCAAUGCUUCAGUAGCUGGCACGCCACAAAUGCUGUCCAGCUCCACUCACGAUGUGAAUGGAUCAGGCCAACCACUCUCAAAAGAAAAGCCAGUUACUGCCUCUCAAAUGCUCACACACACCAAUGCCCAGAGGACUGCGGAGAAUCACGAGAGGGGAAGUACUGAACAGUUACCUUCAGGAAUCCCAGGCUUUCCAGUGGAAUUCUCUAAGGAAACGCAACUGAGCUCUGACAGGAACUGGCUGAGCACACAGCAGAUCCCGGUUGCAGAGGCUGGUGCCAAAGCAGAUCUUUCACUCUAUUACAGUGGGGUCACCCACAGUGACCCAGAAGGCACAGACCCUCCCGACUUUCCUCCAAGAUGGGGCUGUGGCGAGGGUGUCACUCCUGCCAAUGAGGAGCCAUUGCAGAAAUAUGCUCAUUUUGACCCUCAGUACAAGUUAGAAAGUGACUACGACUCUGAUGAAGGGUCUUUGUUCACUCUCAGUUCAACAAGCUCAGAAGGCGCAAGAGAUGUGGCUGAAGAGGAAACCCCUGGGGAGGAAUGCUGUGGGGUCAGUGGGCCCCUGCAGGACAAGAGCUCAGGAGUUAGCAGGGAAAAUAUUACAUCAGAAGGAAGUCUUGAGGAUGCCACCACCUCCCAAAAGUUUCUGAGGAACUAUGAGAAUCACAAAGAUCAUUUCGAAAAACUUCCGAUUUCCUGUCCAGACUCUGGUUUGGGUAACAUUCAUCUGGAAAGUGUCUCUGAUACCCAUAGAUUUGAAAAUCCACUAGCGUUGCCCAGCUCGCUGGGUGGCAGUCCUGUGAGUGGUGAGGUUUCAAGUACAGUCCAUUAUGGUUAUGACAUAGCUCCUCAGCCUGAGGCAGUAGAGUGGCAUUACUCACUUAAAGACCUCAUAUUUUCAAAUGCUGGAGUUCCCUCAGAUCCUGAGCAGGGUGACUACCAUGAAAUAGACAAAAAGGAGAAUAUGAAACUUUCUUUCAGGGAGUAG